GCUGGAGGAGUGCAGGAUCAUGUCCUCAGCGAAGCGGCCUCUCUGGCUGAACUGGGAGAAUCCAGACAUCAUGAGCGAGCUGCUGUUCACAAACAACGAGAUCAUCUUCAAGAACGGAGACGACCUCAGACAGGACAUGCUGACCUUGCAGAUCAUCAAGAUCAUGGAGAAUAUCUGGCAGAACCAGGGCCUGGACCUCAGGAUGCUCCCCUAUGGCUGCCUGUCUAUAGGGGACUGCGUGGGGCUGAUCGAGGUGGUGAAGAACUCUCACACCAUCAUGCAGAUCCAGUGCAAGGGGGGCCUGAAGGGGGCGCUGCAGUUCAACAGCAACGCCUUGCACCACUGGCUGAAGGACAAGAACCGUGGGGAGGGCUAUGACUGCGCUAUCGAUCUCUUCACUCGGUCCUGUGCUGGGUACUGCGUGGCCACUUUCAUCCUGGGCAUUGGAGACAGACACAACAGCAACAUCAUGGUGAAGGAGAACGGGCAGCUGUUCCACAUCGAUUUCGGACACUUCCUGGACCACAAGAAGAAGAAAUUCGGGUACAAGCGGGAGCGGGUCCCCUUCGUCCUGACACAGGACUUCCUCCUCGUCAUCAGCAAGGGGGUCCCCGAGUGCACCAAGACCAAGGAGUUCGAGAGAUUUCAGGAGAUGUGCUACCAGGCUUACCUGUCGAUCCGGCAGCACGCCAACCUCUUCAUCAACCUCUUCUCUCUGCUGCUGGGCUGCGGGAUGCCCGAGCUGCAGUCCUUCGAUGACAUCGCCUACCUGCGCAAGACCCUGGCCCUCGACAAGAGCCAGCCCGAGGCCCUGGAGUACUUCAGCAAGCAGAUGAACGAUGCCCACCAUGGAGGCUGGACCACCAAGAUGGACUGGAUCUUCCACACCAUCCGCCACAUGCCCUUGUCCGAGAGCGGCCACGACUGACCGGGGCCCGCGGGCAGAGAGCCGUUCGAUCCAGUCCUGGUUUUGCUAGGAGCUUGAUCAGCCACAGUGUGUGUGGGUAGCAAGCUCAGGUGCGUCUUAACAGGGAUCGGAAUCAGACUCCCGUCACACAGCUGUGUGAUCCAGUCCUGGUUUUGCUAGGAGCUUGAUCAGCCACAGCGUGUGUGGAUAACAAGCUCAGGUGCAUCUUAACAGGGAUGGGAAUAAGACUCCCGCUGCACAGCAGUGCGAUCCAGUCCUGGUUUCAAUAGGAGUUUAAUAAUAAGACACACCUGAGCUUGUUGCAUAGACACACUGGGGGCUGAUCAAGCUGGUAGUAAAACCUGGAAUGGGUCACACUGCUGUGCAGCGGGAGUCUUAUUCCCAUCCCUGUUAUGCAAAUAUUCCUUUGACUGCGGAAGUGUUUUCUGGGGGGAGCUUUUUAUAACCCCUUUCGUGCACAGCAAUAUUAUCUCUGGACCUCCUUAUAAAGGAGCAGUACCCAGGGCUUUAAAAUCCAUUCUUACCUCUAGCAACAUUAUCCCCUUUGUCUUCCUUAUAGCAACAUUUAUUAUCACUGGGCACCUUUUAAAGGAGCGCUUUCCAGGGCUUUAAAAUCUAUUUUCUUACCUCUAAUUAUUAACGCUAGCAAAUUCCCCCCACCCCACCCCACCCCAGUUAUAAUCAACUGCGUUGGACAACAAAAAACUCGAUUCAUCACCAGCACCCCCCCCCCCCCUCCCCCCCCCCAGGAGACAACACCCUGGCUACGCCUCUCCCCCCCUCCCCCCUCCCCCCCCCCAUGACCCCAACCUCAGCUCCGCUCACCAGCACGAGCAACAUUUGCACUGCCUGCCCUUUUAAAGGAGUUGUAAUCGUGACUUUAAAACCAGUUGCCUUUUACUGCCAGGAUCAUCACACAGAGCUAGUAAGAUGUAAGAAACUGGGUUUGAUAAUUCAUUACAGUCGUCGAUGAGAUAUAUAUAUAUAUAUAUAUAUUUUGCUCGCUGGUUGGCGCUCCUUUGAUUAAUGUGCUGGGUUUUGACCGGGUUUGCAUUUGCUCAGCGAUAUCCUUUGUAUUGUAUCAAUAUAAACUCUUGUUAUUUUUUGGGGGGUAUUUGACAAUUAAAUGUUUCUGACAAAA
This is a messenger RNA of Acipenser ruthenus (sterlet), 2069 nucleotides long. Its product is annotated as phosphatidylinositol 4,5-bisphosphate 3-kinase catalytic subunit alpha isoform-like. Lineage: Eukaryota; Metazoa; Chordata; Actinopteri; Acipenseriformes; Acipenseridae. Gene Ontology annotation, biological process: phosphatidylinositol-mediated signaling; cell migration; phosphatidylinositol 3-kinase/protein kinase B signal transduction. Gene Ontology annotation, molecular function: 1-phosphatidylinositol-4-phosphate 3-kinase activity; 1-phosphatidylinositol-3-kinase activity. Gene Ontology annotation, cellular component: cytoplasm; plasma membrane; phosphatidylinositol 3-kinase complex, class IA. The record is from RefSeq and is a predicted model, not a curated record.